GUAAUAUUCCUAUGCCGGCCGCUUGUCCAGACAUCUUCCGGGUUAACGGAGUUCGCCUGUGCUGCACAGAGCCAGGACUAUUUGCAAAGGAGGGGUGCUGUCUGUCCUGUUGAGCUCCUCCUGGUGUGUGAGUGUCGGGUGUGUGUGCACCAUGGCAAGCCUCCUACGUGUUGUGGCGGCCAGCUGCGCGGCCCCUGUGUUCAGCGGCGUUCCCUGUGUGAAGCUGCAGAGCGGCCAUGCUAUCAAAUCGUCAUGCCUUCGCUUUUUCAGGACCCAUCAAGCUCUUGGACGUUGUGCCAGUCCAGGUAUUCCAUACAAACAGCUCACAGUCGGUGUACCCAAAGAAAUUUUCCAGAGUGAACGUCGUGUGGCGCUUUCUCCCGCUGGUGUCCAGGCGCUCAUCAAGCAGGGCUUCAAUGUCGUCGUGGAGUCCGGAGCCGGAGAGCCCUCCAAGUUCCCAGACGAACAGUACGCCCAGGCUGGAGCAACAAUUAAAGACAUUAAAGAUGUCUUUUCUUCUGAUGUGGUGGUGAAGGUCCGCGCUCCAGUUUUCAACCCUGCUUUGGGCGUCCACGAGGUGGACAUGAUGAAGGAUGCAUCCACUUUAAUCAGCUUCAUCUACCCAGCUCAGAACCCAGAGCUGAUGGACAUGCUGUCCCAGAAGAAGGCCACCGUCCUGGCUAUGGACCAGGUGCCCCGAGUCACCAUCGCCCAGGGUUAUGAUGCACUUAGCUCCAUGGCAAACAUCGCAGGGUACAAGGCAGUUGUUCUGGCAGCUAACAGUUUUGGUCGCUUUUUCACUGGACAAAUCACAGCAGCUGGCAAAGUGCCACCUGCAAAGGUUCUGAUCAUUGGAGGCGGUGUGGCUGGAUUGGCAGCAGCUGGUACUGCCAGGGCCAUGGGAGCCAUUGUCAGAGGAUUUGACACCAGAGCUGCAGCUUUGGAGCAGUUUAAAUCUCUGGGCGCAGAGCCGCUAGAGGUGGACAUAAAGGAGUCAGGAGAGGGCCAGGGAGGCUAUGCCAAGGAAAUGUCAAAGGAGUUCAUAGAGGCAGAGAUGAAGCUAUUCGCCAAACAGUGUCAGGAGGUGGACAUUGUCAUCAGCACUGCUCUUAUCCCUGGUAGAAGGGCACCCAUCCUGAUCACCACACCAAUGGUAGAGAGCAUGAAAGAUGGGUCAGUGGUGGUAGACUUGGCUGCUGAGGCUGGAGGAAACAUUGAGACCACAGUACCUGGAGAGCUUUCAGUACACAAGGGAGUGACCCAUAUUGGCUACACAGACCUGCCCAGCCGUUUGCCGACACAGUCCAGCACUCUGUACUCCAACAACAUCACAAAGUUGGUACGAGCAAUCAGCCCCGACAAGGACAACUUUUACCUCGAUGUCAAGGAGGUGUUUGACUACGGGACCAUGGACCACGUUGUCAGAGGAAGUGUUGUCAUGCAGAAUGGAAAGAAUCUGUUCCCCGCUCCUCAGCCCAACAAUUUGCCCGUUGCAGCUCCUCCUAAACCCAAGUCCGUCCAGGAGCUGGAGAAGGAGAAGGCUACCCAAAUCUCCCCCUUCAAGGCUACACUUACCACUGCUAGCGCGUACACCGGAGGCGCUGCCACCCUGCUGGGUCUCGGUCUGUGCGCUCCUAACGCCGCCUUCACUCAGAUCGUCACCACCUUCGGCCUGGCCGGCAUCGUGGGAUACCACACAGUGUGGGGAGUCACUCCUGCUCUGCACUCUCCACUCAUGUCUGUAACCAACGCUAUCUCAGGUCUGACAGCUGUGGGUGGUCUGUCCCUGAUGGGAGGUGGCUACACCCCAACAAGUACUGCUGAGACACUGGCUCUGCUGGCUGCCUUCAUCUCCUCAGUCAACAUUGCUGGUGGUUUCCUUGUAACUAAGAAGAUGUUGGACAUGUUCAAGCGUCCUACUGAUCCUCCAGAGUACAACUACCUUUAUCUGCUUCCUGGUGGUGUCUUUGUCGGUGGCUACGCUGCUGCUCUGCAGUCAGGAUACAACAUUGAGCAGAUGAUGUACUUGGGCUCAGGUCUGUUCUGUGUCGGUGCCCUGGCUGGCCUUUCCAACCAGAAAACAGCCCGCCUGGGUAACGCUUUGGGUAUGAUGGGAGUUGCAGGGGGGCUGGCUGCCACUCUGGGCGCCCUCAAGCCGAGUCCUGAGCUCCUGGCACAGAUGAGUGCAGCCAUGGCUGUAGGUGGCUCUGCCGGUCUGGCCAUUGCUAAGAGGAUCCAGAUCACUGACCUGCCCCAGCUAGUUGCCGCCUUCCACAGCCUGGUGGGCCUGGCUGCCGUGCUCACCUGUGUGGCCGAAUACAUGGUCGAGUACCCGCACUUUGCCACCGACCCUGCAGCCAACCUCACCAAGAUAGUCGCGUACCUCGGCACCUACAUCGGUGGAAUCACUUUCAGUGGCUCUUUGGUGGCAUAUGGCAAACUGCAAGGUAUUCUGAAUAGCGCUCCCCUGAUGCUCCCUGCUCGUCAUGCUCUGAACGCCACCCUUAUGGCAGCCAGCGUUGGUGGGAUGAUUCCCUACAUGCUGGAUCCCAGUUACACCACAGGCCUCACCUGUCUCGGAUCUGUCUCUGUUCUCUCCACUGUCAUGGGCAUAACCUUGACAGCAGCUAUCGGAGGUGCUGACAUGCCGGUGGUGAUCACAGUGCUGAACAGUUACUCAGGCUGGGCCCUGUGUGCCGAAGGCUUCCUGCUCAACAACAACCUGCUGACCAUCGUCGGAGCUCUCAUUGGUUCAUCUGGAGCCAUCCUGUCGUAUAUUAUGUGUGUGGCUAUGAACCGUUCACUGGCUAACGUGAUCUUGGGAGGUUACGGCACAUCCUCCACUGGCACAGGAAAACCAAUGGAGAUCACGGGCACACACACAGAGGUCAACGUGGAUCAGACCGUCGACAUGAUUAAAGAGGCCCAGAACAUAAUCAUCACUCCAGGUUAUGGACUCUGUGCUGCAAAGGCCCAGUACCCCAUCGCCGAGCUGGUGAAGUUGCUGACAGAUGCUGGAAAGACAGUCAGGUUUGGUAUUCACCCUGUGGCCGGUCGUAUGCCUGGUCAGCUCAAUGUUCUUCUGGCUGAAGCUGGUGUCCCGUAUGAUAUUGUCCUGGAAAUGGAUGAGAUUAAUGAAGACUUCGCUGACACUGACUUGACCCUGGUGAUCGGUGCCAAUGACACAGUGAACUCAGCCGCCCAGGAAGAUCCCAACUCUAUCAUUGCUGGUAUGCCUGUGCUGGAGGUCUGGAAGUCUAAGCAGGUGAUUGUGAUGAAACGUUCCCUGGGUGUGGGAUAUGCAGCUGUUGACAACCCCAUCUUCUACAAGCCCAACACUGCUAUGUUGCUUGGCGACGCCAAGAAGACUUGCGAUGCCCUUCAAGCCAAGGUCCGCGAGAGCCAGAGCCAGUAAGGCUGGGGACUCCAGGGCUAGCAGAUGCCUCCGUUUAGAGCACUCAUGGAGGUAGAAAACAACCAGUCAAAGUUAUUCCAAAAAUAUCUCAGCAUGAAGAUCCUCUUUGUCCGAUUGUGAGUCAGCCGAUUGAGCAAAGAUGAUCACUAAGAUAAAAGGUUUUUGGCACACCCUUCCCAUCACCUGUAGAUAAGAGAAAUUGUAAUGUCUGUUGUAAAAAACAAACAAACAAAAAACACUUGUGCAGUAGGAGCAAAUCAAUGCAGAAAGCAGUUUUUCUAUUAGUGCUCCCACCCCAGUGUACCUAAAUACAGAUUCUUUUUUUCUCUGACACGUCUUUUAUUUCUAGAAAUCAAAGGAAGGGUAGAUCAACCAUGCACAUGUGGUCAGUCAUCUGGAGAGCAUCUGACAGUGUCGUCUUCAUUUUAGGCACUUAUAUUAAUGGAAAACAAUCAGAAAUAUAGAUGCAUUAAGAUGUUAGAUGUGUUAAAUUUCACUGUUAGGACAUUUUAGGAAAUAGUCAAUAGUCAGUUGAAAAGUAAAUCUUAGGUGCAUUGGAAUUGAAAAGGAACAAAAGCAGAGAUAUGUAAAGGUGAACCGGUGUGAGACACUUAAGCUCUAAUGUUUUUUUCCACACUGUAAAGACUGUUCUUUCCCCUUUUUUGCCCCUGUUUGCUCUUAUUUUAGUAGGAUUAUUUGAUGUUCCCUUUGAUAGAUCUAUUUGCUGAAAUGUUAAAGUCAUGCCUUCCAUUUCUGUACAAGUAAAAAGAAAAAAAGCAGAAUAGUUUAUGUAAAGUUUUUGUAAAGUUCUUUCAGUUCCAGAUUUAUACUGUAUUAAGAGCUUUUUGUAUACAGUCUAGUAAUUAUCAGAAACCUGGAAAAUGUUAGUGUGAUCACAUUUUAGAAGCCAUAGCCAGUUAUUGAAAUCUAGUCAUGCUAUUUGCUUUUUUUUCUUUUCACUUGAGUGUGUCUUGUGUCCUCCAUUUAUGAGUCUAGUCCAGCAAUCACACAUGGAUCCAAAAACAGUUAAAAAUCCAUUCAAACCUCGUCUAUCAAGCAUUUAAUGCAAUAAACCAAAUGGCUCUUUUAAGUAUGGGGCCACAGCUGUCCUGUGAGGCUAGUAAAGGCUGCACUACCCCUACAAACAAACACUCUUGUAGCUCUGAUAGCUGAAUGGAUUUUAUGAUGUUUUUGAACCAGGUGUGUCCCAUCAUCCUGUGUGGUGCUGAUAUCACAGUACAUGUGAAGCUAGCCGCCGGCCUUUACGGUAAAGAAAGGGGGCUUUUUUUUAAAGUGAAUGUGGCUCAUCCACUCCAAUAUGUGUGUCCUCAUUACUGCUCUGGAGAGAAAUGAAGGAUUACUGUUUGUAAAGUAGGGCCAGAUGUUAACCUGACUGUUAGUUAAGAGUCUAGCGCUACAAUGCAGUUAAUUACAUUUUUUUGCCACAUUUCAGAAUACAUGAAUUGUUCAACUUUAUUAUGAUGUGUGCAGUCCUAAAUGUUUUUUUCCUUUCUUUUCUUUUCUUUCCUUCCAACAUUUGCCAUAAACCUUAACGUGUGCCAAAACGUCCCCUUUUGCACUCAGUCUUGAUAGAUUCCACAGCACAAAUAUAGAUUGAUUGGUUGUUGUAUAACCAUGUGGCUAACUCUUGAAAGAUCACUGACACAAUAGCAGUAGCUCCAUUCUACAUCUGUCUUUACACAGCUGAGCCGACCGAACUAAAACACCAGAGACUUAGGUCCAUCGAGUGAAAUUUUUCUUGGCUCAGGAUUUCUGCCAUUCUUUUUAUUACUUUACAUCCUGUGAGUUUUUAUGAUCAUGAUACAGUAAAUGAAUUGGUAACACAUUUUCCUGGUAUAUGGUUUGAGGAACAAUAGCUCAUGAGGUGACAGGUCGGCAGUCUUUGACACCUUUUAAUAUCUAUUCAAGUACUUUAAUAAUAACUAAGUCAGUACUGUUAGAAGAAAGUUAUUAUAGUUUAAUUCUGGGACCUGAUACAUUGACCGUGACAACUAUCCUACCUCUCCAUAAAAUGACCAAUAACUUUCCAUCGGACCUUCAUUUGACCAAUAACCUUUGAAAUCUACCACAGAAUGUGUAACGGACCACCACACACCUUGAUUAACGUGUCCUUAACCUGACCAAUUGCCUCCUGUUGUGUGUUCACGUUGUGUUUGAAACCAUCAGACCUCAGUUUGCUGCUGGCUAGUUUACUGUAUGUUGUGCAAGUGAAGAGCUGCAGAUGUCAUUACUGCUCACGAGGGGUUAUUGUUCUUACAUGUCAAUUAACACAAGCAAAUACAGUUUUUAGGGAUUAUUAGAUUGGCAUGUCUGCUUAAUAGUUGUAGAUUCUUGCCAUUUUUUUGUAUUGUAUAGGUAUUGAUCAAUUUAAGGGAGGUGGAAAAUCAAAUUUUGCAAUGGCCAAUAUGCCCCGCUGUGCCCUUAUCUUUUUUCUGUAAAGAGGCUAUUUGUGCAGAGCAACAAAGGGGGUUUGAAGUUGUACAACGUUUCAAUGCACCAUGUAGGGAGAUGAGAUGUACUGUGAAUGUUUUCCCCCCUCUUGUUUGUCAUGGAACAUUUUCAUCCCUAAUAAAUGUGUAUUUACACUA
This is a messenger RNA of Chelmon rostratus (copperband butterflyfish), 6024 nucleotides long. RefSeq names its product nicotinamide nucleotide transhydrogenase (gene nnt). Bases 152 to 3415 code for a protein of 1087 amino acids. Gene Ontology annotation, cellular component: mitochondrial inner membrane. The record is from RefSeq and is a predicted model, not a curated record. Gene Ontology annotation, molecular function: NADP binding; NAD binding. NCBI's taxonomy places the organism in Eukaryota, Metazoa, Chordata, Actinopteri, Chaetodontiformes, Chaetodontidae. Gene Ontology annotation, biological process: NADPH regeneration; proton transmembrane transport. The transcript is spliced from 22 exons.